Messenger RNA from Sceloporus undulatus (fence lizard), 4329 nucleotides. RefSeq names its product WW and C2 domain containing 1 (gene WWC1). NCBI's taxonomy places the organism in Eukaryota, Metazoa, Chordata, Lepidosauria, Squamata, Phrynosomatidae. Gene Ontology annotation, biological process: cell migration; regulation of DNA-templated transcription; regulation of hippo signaling. The record is from RefSeq and is a predicted model, not a curated record. Gene Ontology annotation, cellular component: cytoplasm. The coding region runs from base 529 to 3906 and encodes 1125 amino acids. The transcript is spliced from 23 exons. Gene Ontology annotation, molecular function: molecular adaptor activity; kinase binding.
UUGACGGGAAUAGCAGCCCCGGUGGCUUUCCUUUCCUUUCUGCUGGAGGUGGGUGGCUGCUCGGCUACUACCUGGAUUAUAGCUGGAGGAGGAGGAGGAGGAGGAGGAGGAGGAAGGCGCCUGAGAGUUAAUGGAUAGCAGCCCAGCCCGGCGUCCUCGGAAGGGAGAAGGGACCAGGGAGUAGCCGCCCAUCCAGGCAGCAGCAUCAGCAGCAGGGCUCCCUCAGCAUCCUCCCUUGGGAGGGAGACACCUGAGGGAGAGGCAGGGCGCCUCCUCCUCCUCCCUUCCUCCCGCCAGAAACAGCGGCCAGGCUCCCCUCCGGGCUCCUGCUGCUGCUGCUGCUGCUGCUGCUGCUGCCCCUGGGGGCCUGUGUCCCUGGCCUGAGCAGCCGGGGCUGGGCAGGGGGCGGCGGGGGCUGAGGGCUGCUGCUGCGGUGCAUGGGGGCUCGGGGCCCCUGCUUGGCCUUGGCCGGCCGGAGAGGCCACAAGGAGGAAGAGGAAGAGGAGGAGGAGGAGGAGGAGGAGGAGGAUGCCCCGUCCGGAGCUGCUGCCUUUGCCCGAGGGCUGGGAGGAGGCUCGCGACUACGACGGCAAGGUCUACUACAUCGACCACGCCACCAAGAGCACCAGCUGGGUCGACCCCCGGGACAGAUACACUAAACCACUAACCUUUGCUGAUUGCAUAAGUGAUGAAUUACCACUGGGAUGGGAAGAGGCAUAUGACCCCCAGGUUGGAGUCUAUUAUAUUGACCACAACACCAUUGUUUCCACAUGUUUGAAAGAAACUACCCAAAUAGAGGAUCCUCGUGUACAAUGGCGGCGAGAGCAGGAACAUAUGCUGAAGGACUAUCUUGUAUUGGCAAAAGAAGCCCUGACUGCUCAGAAGGAGAUCUACCAGGUCAAGCAACAGAGACUUGAACUGGCCCAGCAGGAGUACCAACAACUUCAUGAUGUAUGGGAACGUAAGCUGGGAUCUCAAACUAGCUUAGUUUCCAGUUCCUCAUCCAGCUCAAAAUAUGAUCCAGAAAUUCUUAAAGCUGAAAUUGCUACCACAAAAUCUCGGGUUAAUAAGCUCAAGAGAGAAGUUACUCACAUGAGACAGGAGCUCCAGUAUAAGGAACUUGGUUUCCAAACACUGAAGAAAAUUGAUAUGAAAAUGUCUGAUACCCAGGGUGGAUAUAAACUUGAUGAGGCACAAGCCAUCUUAAGUGAAAUGAAAGCUAUCAAGAAAGCCAUAACGUCAGGAGAACAAGAAAAGCAAGAUCUCAUUGAGAGUCUUGCUAGACUGAAAGCUAACUUCGUGACAGACAGAGGUUCACCUUCCGAUUUGUGGGCCCUCAACACAUCCUUAGAAGGUUCUACUCUCUCAUUAACUAGACAAUAUAUGGAUGCUGGCUCCCAAACAGAUGUUUCUGGAAAUUUUAUUGCAAGCAGCAGUAAUCAGUUGGCUGAGAAGGUGAGAUUGCGUCUCCAGUAUGAGGAGGCUAAACGAAGAAUUGCAAACUUAAAGAUACAGUUGGCUAAACUGGACAGUGAAGCCUGGCCUGGCGUGCUAGAUUCUGAACGAGACCGAUUAAUGUUAAUCAAUGAGAAGGAGGAACUUCUAAAGGAAAUGAGGUUCAUUAGCCCUAGAAAAUGGACUCAGGGUGAAGUGGAAAAACUGGAGCUGGAAAGAAAACGUCUAGAAGAGGAUCUUCAGGUUGCAAGAGAUACACAGAGCAAAGCUUUAACAGAAAGAUUAAAGCUAAAUAGUAAAAGAAAUCAGUUGGUUCGAGAACUAGAAGAAACAACACGAUUAGUAGCAAAGUUACACAUCCAGCUGAAAAACUUGUCUUCUAGCAUGCUUUCCCUGUCAUCUGGCAGUAGUCCUGGCUCUCUUGCAUCAAGCAGAGGAUCGCUGGCUGCCUCAAGCCAGAACUCUUCAACCUCAGCCAGCUUUACGGAUCUGUUUAGUGAACAGCUGGAGCAACUGGACUCUGAAUACCAGAACAAAUUGGACCUUUUGCUUUUGGAGAAAGCCACUGGGUUUCGGCCUUCCGGCUGCAUCACUACUAUUCAUGAGAACGAGGUUGUAAAAACUCAGAAGACAGAUGCCGCUAGCCGUAUACAGGCCCUAAGAUCAUUGUCUGGAACUCCUAAAUCACUGACUUCUUUAUCCCCAAGAUCAUCUCUCUCUUCUCCCUCUCCACCAUGUUCACCACUAGUGACAGACCCAUUCUUCACAGGAGAGGCCUUCAUGAGUCCUGUGGACUUUGAAGAUACUGAAAUAAACAGUGGUCUCUCCGAACUUAGUUUAAACACUGGAAAUGGCAGGAAGUACAGAAUAGAAGAGUCUAGAACUGGAGACAAACACCUGGACCAAGAUAUAAGUAUGGUUGAAGGAGGUGCACUAAAGGUAGCCUGCGUAUCAGCGGCAGUGUCAGAUGAGUCGGUGGCUGGAGACAGUGGAGUGUAUGAACCAUCUGUGCAAAGGCCUUGUGUGUCGGAAACUGUUGUGUUCGACAAUGAUGAUGCAGACACAGCUACCACUUCUAAAGUUCAGAUUUCAAUGAAGUAUGAGGACAAGAAUAAACAAUUUGCAAUAUUUAUUGCACAAGCAAAUAAUGUGCCUGCUCUGCUGCAACAGCAAGACCAGAAAGUGUGCAUUCGUGUGGCUGUUCUUCCUUCUUCUGAAAGCACAAGCUGUUUGUUUCGCACAAGACCCCUGGAAACAUCAGACAAUCUCAUCUUCAAUGAAUUAUUUUGUGUUGCAAUCCCUCACUCUAUUUUACGGCAGAAAACACUAAGGGUUGAUGUCUGUACUAUGAAUAAAUGCCAUCUUGAAGAGUGCUUGGGAGGUGCACAAAUUAGUCUUGCUGAGAUUUGCAGAUCUGGUGAGAGGUCAACACGCUGGUACAACCUCCUCAGCCAUAAAUACCUGCAGAGGCAAAGCAGUGAAAAUAAGCAAGAGGAUUCCUAUUCCAAACUACCCUGUACUGAAAAAAUGGACUCUGUAUCUGCACUGCUGGAACAGACAGUUGUUGAGCUAGAAGCUGUAGAGAAAAAAUUAGAAGAAAGCAGAAGCACUUUACUUAGUGAUGAAAACUGGCAGGAUGAGGAAGAUGCUAAGCAAGAUGGCAACAGUGAAAAUGAAGCAGAAGAGGAGGAAGAUUUUUAUGGGGAGAGGACAGUAUGGGAAACAGAAGAGACACCGUCAUCCUUGUCGUAUGCUGAGACAGCAGGCAUCAAGGUGGAUAAAGAGACCAACACAGAGAAUCCUCCACAAUCUUCCACUGUAGUUCGCCCAAAAGAUAAGAGAACACCUAACCCUCUACGAACUCCUUUUGUUCGAGGCAGUACUAUAAUCCGUUCCAAAACCUUUUCUCCAGGACCACAGAGCCAGUAUGUGUGUCGGCUUAAUCGCAGUGACAGUGACAGUUCAACAUUGUCUAAGAAACCACCCUUUGUUCGCAAUGCUGUGGAGAGGCGAAGUGUCAGGAUGAAAAGGUCUUCUGUUAAAAGUACUGGACCUGAGCGCCUAAUUCGUACCUCUCUGGACCUGGAAUUGGACUUACAGGCUUCAAAAACCUGGCACACCCAACUGGUACAGGAAAUCUCUGUUCUUAAACAACUGAAGGAACAAUUAGAACAAGCUCAAAGUCAGGGGCAAAAGGAACUGCCCCAAUGUGUAGAUGAGGAUGAACGAUUUCGGAUUUUGAUGAGGCUGGUGGAGAAACAGGUGGAAAAAGUUGAAUGUAAGUGUGAACAAAAAGCUGAUAAAAUGAUGAGAGCAGCUGCUAAAGAUGUUCAUAGGCUACGGGGUCAGAGUCGAAAGGAGCCCCUAGAGGUGCAGUCAUUCAGAGAGAAAAUGGCUUUUUUCACGCGACCAAGGAUAAACAUUCCAGCACUCUCUGCGGAUGAUGUUUAAUGUCUAUUUAAGUAUUUCUUUCUCCGACCACUUCAAAAAAUGUAAUCUCAUUUCACUGAAGUUUAUUUAUGUAUGUGGCAUUAUAAAUAUACCAUGUCAUUUAUAUAUUGAUGGCUUUAUUAGAUCUAUGUCCACAUUUGUAAGGUUUUCCACUCACUGCAGAUGCCAGCAUUAAAAUGAGAUAAGUACAUAGUUUGUAUAUUUAGCAUAUUUUUGGGAAGAAUUUUUAAAUAAGAACAAACGCAGCUCAAAAAGUUGUUUAAAUAAGAUUUCGUUUAGACAUUUUUGUACAGCUCUACUUUUUUAAAAAAGAUAUUUUACCACAAUAAAACUUGAAUCUGAAGGAGCAUCCAUCCAGUGAUUCUAAAAAUGUAACUCAACUCCUAUAAGUAGCUAUUGCUAAGUUAAAUAUUUUUUGUACAA